AUGACGCGCCGCCUGCGCCGCCGCGCCGCCAGGGACGGCCCGGCGGCGCAUCCGCAUCCGCACCCGCACCCGCUCGACUGGACCGCGCUCCCGGACGACGCCACGCUGCACCUCUUCGCGCGCCUCGGCUACCGCGACCGCGCCGCCCUCGCCGCCACCUGCCGCGCCUGGCGGGCGCUGGCCGCCUCGCCCUGCCUCUGGGCGGCGCUCCACCUCCGACGCCUCGACCCGGCCGCCGCGGCCACCCUCGCCCCGCGCUGCGCGCCCCACCUGCGCAGCCUCCGCCUCGCCGGCCGCGCCGCCGCCGAGGCCGCCCCCUUCCUCCGCGCCGCGGGGCUCCGCUCGCUCCGCCUCUCCGGCUGCCGCGACCUCACCGACGCCGCGCUCGCCGUCCUCGCCGCGCGCCACGGGGGCCUCGCCGAGCUCCACAUCGGCCCCGACCCGCUCGACCGCAUCUCCAGCGACGCCCUCCGCAGCGUCGCCCUCUGCUGCCCGCGCCUCCGCUGCCUCCGCCUCUCCGGCCUCCGCGAGGUCGCCGCCGACGCGCUCGCCGACCUCGCGCGCCACUGCCCGCUCCUCCACGAUCUCGCCUUCAUCGACUGCCUCGCCCUCGACGAGCCCGCCCUCGCCGGCCUCACCUCCCUCCGCUUCCUCUCCGUCGCCGGCUGCCAGAACAUCAAGUGGGCCACCGCCUCCGCAUCCUGGGCGCAGCUCCCCUCCCUCUCCGGCCUAGAUGUAUCCCGCACCGACGUCUCCCCCGGCGCCGUCUCCCGCCUCAUCUCACACUCCACCACCCUCAGGCUCAUAUGCGCCCUUAACUGUGCCUCCCUCGAGGAGGAAGAGGCGCACAGCCCGGCCGCCUUCGCCAACUCCAGGGGCAAGCUCGUGCUCACCAUCAACCGCACAAUCUCUAAAUUCAUCGCCGCAGACGCCGCCCCGCUGUGUCCAGACACGGCUGUCAAGGACACUGUGGUGUUCGAUGAGUGUCGCUCUUCGAGUGGCAAGCGCAAUGAGGUGUCUCACCUCAUUACAUGGCUCGAAUGGAUCCUGUCGCAGUCCCUCCUGCGAAUUCCAGAGAGCAACCCACAUGGCAUGAACCAGUUUUGGCUGGACCAGGGCGCGGCGCUGCUGCUAACCCUGCUCAAGAGCUCCCAGGACGAUGUGCAGGAGCGGGCGGCCACCACGCUUGCAACAUUCGCGGUUAUCGAUGAUGAGAACACCAAUGUGGACCCUGCAAGGUCUGAGGCUGUGAUGCUCGAAGGGGGCAUACCGAUGCUGUUGGAUCUCGCAAGGUGCUCCAGGGAGAGUCUGCAGUCUGAAGCUGCAAAGGCAAUCGCCAACUUAUCCGUGAAUCCAAAGGUUGCGAAAGCAGUUGCAGAUCAGGGAGGUAUUGCCAUACUCACUAACAUGGCAAAGUCGGUAAACCGUCUGGUUGCUGAAGAGGCUGCUGGGGGGCUGUGGAAUCUGUCAGUGGGAGAAGAACACAAGGUUGUGGCUAUCGCAGCGGCUGGUGGGGUAAAAGCUUUGGUUGAUCUUAUAUUUCGAUGGCCUGCAGGAACUGGAGUGCUUGAACGUGCUGCUGGUGCACUUGCAAAUCUUGCUGCUGAUGACAAAUGUAGCUUGGAGGUUGCAACGGCUGGUGGCAUCCAUGCCUUGGUUACGCUUGCUCGCUCCUGCAAAGUUGAAGGGGUCUUAGAGUGCAUGCAGGCUGCACGAGCUUUAGCUAAUCUAGCUGCACAUGGAGACAACAACAACAAUAAUGCUGCUGUUGGCCAGGAACCAGGUGCUCUUGAAGCUUUGGUGCAACUAACACAUUCUCCCAGUGAAGGCGUCAGACAAGAAGCUGCUGGCGCUUUGUGGAACUUGUCAUUUGAUGAUAGAAAUCGGGAAUCCAUAGCUUCUGCUGGUGGUGUUCAAGCUCUGGUAUGGACUCUGUCAAGAAUGUUUAAAUGCUUCGGACGGUCUUCAGGAGAGAGCUGCGGGUGCUCUCUGGGGACUAUCUGUUGCUCUUUCAGCAUUGCUAUUGGAAGGGAAGGUGGUGUUCCACCUCUAAUCGCGUUGGCACAGUCGGAAGUUGAAGAUGUUCAUGAGACUGCAGCUGGUGCACUAUGGAAUCUUGCUUUCUAUUCUUGUAAUUCUCUCCGCAUAGUUGAAGAAGGUGGUGUACCUGUCCUAGUGCACUUGUGCUCAUCAUCACACUCAAAAAUGGCUCGGUUCAUGGCUGCACUAACCCUUGCUUAUAUGUUUGAUGGAAGAAUGGAUGAGAUAGCAUUGGUUGGGACAUCCUCACAGGGUAGUUCCAAAAUUGUAAAAUUUGAGGGAGCAAGAAGGUUGGCAUUUAAGCAUAUAGAAGCCUUUGUGUUGACCUUUUCAGAUCCACAAAUGUUUUCUACGGCUGCUUCAUCCUCAGGCGCAGCAGCCUUAUCUCAGGUUGCUGACGCACUUUUUAUACAAGAAGCUGGACAUCUUAGAUGCAGCCGAGCUGAGAUUGCUAGAUUCGUUGACACGCUACGGAAUCCUUCAUCAGUUCUUCGUGCUUGUGCAGCUUUUGCUCUGCUUAGUUCACUAUGCCGGCGGGUCGACAUGCUGUGCACCACGCGGCCCUGCUUCAGAAAGCCGGGGCGUCCCGGGUCUUACGGUGGGCAGCAGCCGCGGCAACAGCUCCCAUCGAAGCGAAGAUCUUUGCACGGAUCGUCCUUCGCAACUUGGAGCUCCACCAAGCAGGGCCUUCCACAUAGAAGCAAAGGAUGA
Molecule: messenger RNA, 2751 nt
Organism: Triticum turgidum subsp. durum (durum wheat)
Lineage: Eukaryota; Viridiplantae; Streptophyta; Magnoliopsida; Poales; Poaceae
Source: the annotation of a GenBank genome assembly